Lepus europaeus (European hare) is the source of this 521-nucleotide messenger RNA. Its product is annotated as calmodulin-1-like. Lineage: Eukaryota; Metazoa; Chordata; Mammalia; Lagomorpha; Leporidae. The transcript has a single exon. Bases 1 to 450 code for a protein of 149 amino acids. Gene Ontology annotation, molecular function: calcium ion binding. The record is from RefSeq and is a predicted model, not a curated record.
AUGGCUGAUCAGCUGACCGAAGAACCGAUUGCUGAAUUCGAGGCAGCUUUCUCCCUAUUCCAUAAAGAUGGUGAUGGCACCAUCACAACGAAGGCACUUGGAACUGUCACGCGGUCCCUGGGUCAGAACCCGACAGAGGCGGAGCUGCAGGACAUGAUCAACGAAGUGGACGCCGACGGCAAUGGCACCACUGACUUCCCAGAAUUUCUGACUAUGAUGGCUAGGAAAAUGAAGGACACGGCUAGUGAAGAGGAGAUCCGCGAAGCAUUCCGAGUCUUUGACAAGGAUGGGAACGGUUAUAUCAGCGCGGCGGAACUGCGCCACGUCAUGACAAACUUGGGGGAGAAGCUCACAGAUGAAGAAGUAGAUGAAAUGAUCAGAGACGCAGAUAUUGACGGAGACGGACAAGUCAACUACGAAGAAUUCGUACAGAUGAUGACCGCAAAAUGAAGACCUGCUUUCAGCUCCUGUUCCCCCUCUAGAAGAAUCAAAUUGAAUCUUUUACUCACCUCUUGCAAAAA